This is a messenger RNA of Thelazia callipaeda (thelaziosis nematode), 744 nucleotides long. NCBI's taxonomy places the organism in Eukaryota, Metazoa, Nematoda, Chromadorea, Rhabditida, Thelaziidae. The record is from the annotation of a GenBank genome assembly.
AUGUUCGAGAGGUUCUGUUUUUUAGUGAUGACAGGCUCGUCUACUGCUGUAGUGUUGCGUGAUACCAAAAAGAUUGACGAUGUACCAGUUCUUGUCGAUGCCUUACCUUAUCUCGAUUCCGAUUAUACUGAAUCUGAUCGGCAGAUGGCUGUACAGUUAAUCGAGAAUGAAUGCAGAGUGUUUCGACCCGUUAAAAAUUAUUUGCAAAAUAUGUCAUCUCCAGAUUUUGAUGUAUUUCUGACGCCGUGCCUGAUUAAGGAGUAUAUUAGAAUGUCGAAAAAGCAAUUAAGCAUUUCAAUUUUUUGUAGAAAGAGUGGUGAAAUGCAGAAGUUAGAUAUGUCACGAUAUGAAUUAUCAUGUCCAUCCACAACAGGACGACAAGGUGACAAAACUUCUUGGAGAAAAGCAAUACGUAAUGCGGCUGCUCAAAAUGAACAUCUAUUACUUCGUAAUAUUAAUUUACAAUUAAUGGAUGAAUAUGCUCCACCUGUAUACCUUCGAUACAAUAAAGAAUUGGAGACUAUGCUGCAUUGUGAGGAGCGAGAAUUGAGAAGACUGCGAGAAGAAGUAAUGGGAAUUCAUUCAAAAAGACGAAAAAGUCAAAUGGAAGCGGGUCUAAAACUUAAGAGUUUGGAGCAAAGCUGGGUACAAAUGGUUACUAAAAACUACAAAAUGGAGCUUGCUUGUCAAGAAUUAGCCGCGGAUAAUGAAGUAUUGGCCAAAAAAGCGAAAUUAGUCGAGUAA